Messenger RNA from Zophobas morio, 1078 nucleotides. Its product is annotated as serine protease 1-like. NCBI's taxonomy places the organism in Eukaryota, Metazoa, Arthropoda, Insecta, Coleoptera, Tenebrionidae. Gene Ontology annotation, biological process: proteolysis. The coding region runs from base 67 to 1071 and encodes 334 amino acids. Gene Ontology annotation, molecular function: serine-type endopeptidase activity. The transcript is spliced from 4 exons. The record is from RefSeq and is a predicted model, not a curated record.
AAAAUAGAAAAAAUUGGAAACAUUUUGUAAUAAAUUAUAGGUGGCUCACGCCACACCUGACGUGUCAUGACCGUCAACCUCGGUUUGCUCGUCGUGCUGUUGUCCUCAAUCGUGACUUUGUCACAGUCGUCCAAAACCCAUGGGAAGCGUUUUAUCGACGAACAAAAAUACAAUUCGGACCAGAACGUCAAAACACUCGUGAAUAACAACAACGGAGUUCGAGUACCGCCAGGGUACCAUUCCUAUUCCGUAAUCUUCAUGAAAAAACCCAACUUUGAUAAGGUUCACGACCAACCACUUACCAAUGACCCCAAAGAUUUCAGCUUAAAUAGUUCCUUUUUUGCCUCUGGUACCAUUUUAAACACGCGCUGGGUCCUAACGAGGGCUAAACCCACCGCGUACUACUCCAAAGACAGUUACUGGAUAAUCUCCCAGCAGGCUAUUUCAACUCCAGUCGACGAAGACUUUCUCAAGAAACAUGAAGCAGACUUCGUUUUGAUCCAUCCAGAGCAUCAACCGGGAGACCCAGAAACCGACGUGGCUUUGGUGCGAAUGUCCAAACCCUUUGAGUUUAAUCUGGAAACGCGGAGUGCCGACUUAGGUUUCGACGAACCUCCGCCUUUGGAAAAUUGUAAGGCGGUGGUGUGGUCGUGGUUCUUCGAAAAAGACGACAAGAAAGUCGCCAGUAUGGAGAGAGGGGAAGUCAGCUUAAAUGUUAAAAAUCAAGAUUGUCCGGACCUGGGUAACAACUCCAUUUGUUUAUCGUCUGGAAGCAAGCAACAACCGUGUGGUAUCAAUUCGGGUGCUCCUGUAGUGUGUGGAGCUAUUCUAGUAGGGAUCUACACCGGUACAAAAAAUGGUACCAUUUGCGAACUUACUCCUUCACCAGGGUUGACUGCUUUGAGAGUAGACCAAGGCCAGACACGUGAUUGGUUGAACGACGUUUUUGCCUCUCCUGACUCGUUCCUACGUCCAGAGGAUGACGACGGAGUUGUAGUAAAAACCUGUAGUGCGAACUACACUACAGGACACUUUAUCUUGUUAAUACUUUUAUUGAAAUACAUUAUUUAGCAAGGAA